Messenger RNA from Condylostylus longicornis, 1389 nucleotides. It is a transcript of the gene LSm-4, whose product is annotated as COMM domain-containing protein 5. NCBI's taxonomy places the organism in Eukaryota, Metazoa, Arthropoda, Insecta, Diptera, Dolichopodidae. The record is from RefSeq and is a predicted model, not a curated record. Bases 199 to 831 code for a protein of 210 amino acids. Gene Ontology annotation, cellular component: nucleus. The transcript has 5 exons.
AAGAUACUUUAAAUAAUAGAAAAUUUUAAGAUUUGAAGGAUUAGUAAUUUUUAAUUUUUGUUAAAAUUGGCAGUACUGAGUUUUAAAUAAGUUAAAAUGUCAACAGAAAAGUAAUUGUGCAGCUGAUUGGAUUGUUUUUUGCUCUUAACAAAAAAAUUUCAUGAAAGCGGGCAAAUAAAUAAGGAAUAGUUUAUAAGCAUGUCUUCAAAUUUUAAAUAUACGUUGUUUAAAAGUGUAAAACCAUAUGUAAGAUUUGUUCCUCAAUUGAGUAAACCCGUGUUAAGAGUUUUAAUUCAAGUUUGCGUACAUUAUAUAGAAUCAAGAAAAUGCUCUCCAGAAAUUUUAGAUUUAGCUUUAACUAAAUUAACCCAUAAUGGUAACGAAAUUCCCGAAAAUUUUUGCGAGCUAUUUGCUGCCAUAUUGCAAAUAAUGCAAAUAUUCUUAAGAACACCGAAAGGAAGUGUGAAAGAUGAGGAAUUACGUGAAGGUUUGCGAGAACUCAAGUUUACUGAAGAAUGUAUUGAUGAUAUCAGCAAGGUUUUACAUAAUCAUAGGGAAUCACUGACCAAAAAUUUUGUUGAAGUAAAAUGUCUAAGAUCUUCACCUAAGAGAUUCCAAUGGAAAAUUAAUAUAUCCUUGAUAGACAGUGGAAUAUCUCACCUAAAUCAACCAACUGUAAUUAUACAUUUUCAAACGGUUAAUGAUGAAAUCAAAACAUUUGAGUUGCCUCUUUCAAUGUUUCAUCGUUUAAGAUAUAAUGUAGCACUCUUGUUGAAAGAACUUCAGUCUUGGGAAUCGAUCAAUAACAAAUCUUUAACUAGAAAAAAUUAAAGUUGGUUUUUUCAAGAAUAACAUGCCAAACAUGAGGAUAGAUGUGCUAAAAUAGAUAUUAUAAAUUGUUGUUUCCAAAGUUUUCAUAGUCUAGAUUUUUAGUGUUGAUUAUUCCAAUAUUGACAAACAAGUUGUAAAAAUCCAAUAGAAUAAUUUACGCGCUUAUAUGGACAAAAAGUGUUGUCGAAUCCCUGCAACGUAUUAAAAGAAGACAUUAAUUUUAAAUUUUCGUUUUUAUUAUAGAUUAUUUUUAUUUAUCUUUAAUAUUAUUCUCUUGUAGAAAUAAAAAAUACUUGUUCAAAAAUACUAUAAGAGCAAUAAGUGCUUUGAAAGUUCAAACGAAAGAGUGACAGGAACAAAACAAAAUUUCGAAAAAUAGUUUCUUUUAAAUUGAUUAGUAAAGCAAUAUUUUAUAUAUAUAUCUAGUUUUAUGCAGAUUUUUUUGAAAAUUUAACUAUUUUACUAAACAAGCUUGUUGCAAAUAAACAAGAACAAUGGUUGCAGCUUGUAUUUUUUACUUAAAUAUUUUGUAUUACUUACGUAUAUAAAUACAUAUUU